Anopheles aquasalis is the source of this 5866-nucleotide messenger RNA. RefSeq lists its product as uncharacterized. NCBI's taxonomy places the organism in Eukaryota, Metazoa, Arthropoda, Insecta, Diptera, Culicidae. Gene Ontology annotation, cellular component: nucleus. The record is from RefSeq and is a predicted model, not a curated record.
GGCCCGUGUUAUAAAGCCAACAUCGGUGACAAAGCUAUACAGCCACCCUCGUCGCCAUUUCCGUACGCGAAAAAGUCAAGUCCUGGUGAAUGCGUUUUCCGAGCGAGAAUGGUUUAACCUACUAAUCGGUGCUACGACGGAGUAAAUGCAGUGUUCCGAUGCGUGUGAGCAUGACCGAAUAUUGCAACAGUGACAAACGAACCGCUGAUAGUGUGGAGAAGGAGUUGAGGGCGAAAAAUGACAAAUUUUGUGCGCAUCAACCCGCUGCUGCAGUAACUAACCGUGGCGGGGGUGGUGGCUCCAGCGCUAGUGGAUUUCCCCGAAUUACCGCCAAUAACACUCACGACAGCAACAGUGUCGAUAUGAUUAACAGCAGCAGCAGCAGCAGUAGCAGUAGCAGCGCGACUUCAUCAGUGCCGCAUCAAAAGAUGAGUUCUAGCGUUGUGCAUCCGGGUGGGGGUGGUGGUGGCAACGAAUCUUCUAGCCAAGCCUUACCCGAUUCCGCGGUGUCACAAAUCGUACCCGAAGAAUCGGCCGCCGAUUUUUCCACCCAAUCGAUGACGAUGGUGAACGCAGCUCCUCCGUCAACCGUGGACGGCGGCGGUGAGCAAAGCAAACAAAGCAGCCACCAGCAGCAGCCAGCGAAUCAUUCUGUGACGGCAAAAAUGAUGGCUAAAAAUAAUGAAAGAUCAACCCCGGCAAAGGACAACAACGGGGACGUACGCAGCGUGGAAAAUGGUUUAUUAAAGUCCCAGAAGAAGAAAAAGAGCAAAGACAAAGAACGUGAUCGAGAUCGUGACCGCGAUCGGGACCGUGAUAGGGACAGGAAAAGGCGUCGCUCAGAGGAUAAAGCAACGGUUGCUGUUACUAGCAACAAUCAGCCUGCUGUUAUGGAAGGGAACAGCUUAUCAAGAAGCAAUCUGCACUCCACAAAAAGUGGAUCAACUCAAAGCCCGGAUACGGUUGCAAACGGAGGUAUACCAUCUUCACCCUCAUCAUCUGCAACACACGCUGUCGGAUUCGCGGCGAUAUCGGUGCAAAACAAGGAAAAUCACCACCGACAGGUGGCUGAUUUUGCCGCUGCCAACCACGGGUUGAAGAGAGAACUUUCAAUCGAAACAUCCUCCGUUCCACCGACUCUAAUGAUGCACGGUGCCGCUGGUAUAGUUGGGUCUCCGGCAGCAGCGGCAGCGGUAGUCGCUGCCGCAGCCGCCAGUUCCGGCACUCCGAUCUCGCCGAUAAACUUGCUGCUCAAUCUCGAACGCAGCAAAAAUGAGUUGACCCACGCGAACAUGAAAAAGCAGGAUGUGUUUAUUAAGAAAGAAUACCUCCCGGCCAAGACCAAGCUCCUGAAGAUCGAUAAAACACGUGACGAUGUAGCAAGAGCGUUAAAUUUCGGCACCGACACGAUGGACGGUGGUGAGCAGCAGGGGACAGGAGAGAAACAAAACACGGUAACGGGCCCACCAGCUUCUUCAAACUCACCAGCACCAUCAAACACAACGCUGAACGGCAAUAAUGACGGUGGUAACAGUACCUUACAAAACAGCAAGCCCAUCAGUGAUGGUAGUCUCAUAUGCAUUGCAAACGUAGCAAAUACGACCAGCAACAACAGUACAAUUCCAACGUCCAACAACAUUCAACAAACAAGUAGUAACAGUAAACUGAACUCCUCCUCCAACAUCUUGAUCAAAAUUGAGUCACCGAAGAACGUCGAGGAAAAGGUGCCACCAUCUUGCUUGCUACCCGCAAAAAAAGAGGCGAUGAAUCACAGCAAUCCGUGUGUUGCUGCACCGUCUACUAGCGCGACGACGACGAUGACGAAUGUGAACAAAACAGUUUCCACGCCAAACCACAAAGAACACUUGAUUGAAGGUAGCCAUGGUAGUGCUACUGCGGCUGGUUCCGUUGCAACGGCGAGCAUAAAGAAGGAAAAACAGGAUCCGGAUGAGACACCGAUGGAAACGUGUACUCCAGUGAAGACAAGCGCAAGCAAAAGCAGCACAAAUCAUACAUCUACAGGAGGAACAGCACCUGCGACAGUUGCAUGCGGUGCACCGGGUGUAGCUGCAUCUCUUUCAGCACACAAAGGUGCUAGUUCAAGCAGCAGCCGUGGCGAUUGUUCCCGCUGUUACAAACGAUCUCGGAUCAAAAGAGCGAACAUAGGUAUCCAAUGUCGUCGAGGUGGCGCGAAUGAUCAUCAUCGUAGCACGACGAGUACAGCAGCAACCCUCCCGAACGCUGCCUCGACGGUGAACGAGUCCACCGCUCGGAUAGGGUCAAUUAACCGCAACCAUAACUGUGGAUCGAGGAUAAAGCAACUCGAGGGCCUCAAGUAUGGACGCUUUAUGCGCAUCGAAGUCCACCCGAACGGUGGUGCUUCGGUCGUGCACAUGUAUCAGGACGAGAUCGCUACGCUGUCCGAGGCCGAAAUGGAGGAGCUGGUUAACGAGUUUUUCCAGGUAGUUUUCGCGGAAGACAAGGACGGUUACGCCAAUCAUGUCAUGGGGAUUGUGCAUGAUGCGGCCGCCUAUCUGCCGGACCUGCUCGAGCACAUGGCGGAGAACUAUGCCAACUUAACGGUGAAAGCCGGAGUUUUAGGACGAAACUCAGACAUUGAAACAUGCACCAUGAGUCAGUACAACGAACAGGUUCUUAAAAAUUAUUCUCACGGCACCGUUCGAUACGGGCCUUUACAUCAAAUCAGUUUAGUCGGUAAGGUUCACGAAGAAGUAGGUGGAUAUUUUCCUGAUCUCUUAAAGCGGCUGGAAGAUAAUAAAUUUCUUAACAAGGCCAUGCCAUGGGGAGAACUGUCAAUAGUGCAAAUGGAUCCUCGGCUAUCAAACGACGGACCAAUCCUGUGGAUACGACCAGGCGAACAACUGGUUCCUACUGCAGAAAUCAACAAGACACCCCUGAAACGUCAGAGGACACGGAUAAAUGAGCUGAGGAAUUUGCAAUAUCUUCCCCGGCUGUCGGAAGCUCGUGAGACAAUGAUUGAAGAUCGUACAAAGGCUCAUGCCGACCAUGUAGGCCAUGGACAUGAUCGAAUGACAACGGCAGCUGUUGGAGUACUAAAGGCGGUACGAUGUGGGAUCCCGGACGAGAUUAAUCGUAUCACUAAGGAUGUAGUGGCCUUCGAUGCGCACUGUUUUCCACACCUGGUGGAAAAGCUACAGCUAGAUCUGCAUGAACCACCGAUCUCACAGUGCGUCCAGUGGGUUGAGGAUGCCAAAUUGAACCAGUUGCGACGGGAAGGGAUACGAUACUCGCGUAUAUCGCUCUACGAUAACGAUAUCUACUUUUUGCCUCGCAACAUCAUUCACCAGUUCCGAACGGUGACCGCCGUGACGAGUAUAGCGUGGCAUCUUCGGCUGAAGCAGUACUAUCCCGAUCAGGACAUAGUGCAGGAGAUCGCCAAUGGGUACGAGGUUGAUCCGCCCCACUACAAGGAGAAGCAAACGAUCCUACCCCACCCCAUAUCGGCGGCAGACGAGAAGAAGCACACACCCAUUAAACGCACGCACGACGGUAAACCAAAGAAAUCGGAGCAAAAGAAGGAACCGGUGGUUCCGCUUUCCACCAGCCCAGAGAAGGGACUGAAAAAGGCUUCGUCGAGCGAUACGGUUGAGAAGCUGGCAGCACAGGAAACGAAAAUCGAUAUGCGGAAGCUAAUCCGCGACGAUAAGGAUACAACGGGAAUGGCCGGCGAACGCUCGCCUAGGACGCCGAAGAAAGCGGCAUCGAUCGAUGGUAAAAGCUUUUCCCGCACCAGUAGCACCACCGGGUCCACUUCCUCACACAAGCAACAGCAUUAUGGAAGCGAGAGCGGUAACAAGGGUGCCGAUCAAAAGAGUGGCGAUCCAAAGCGACACUCUAACGGUGACCACAAACGGUCCAAGGAUACCGAUCGUGAUCGCAACCGGAGCCGUGAUCGUGAUCGCGAUCGUAAAAAGCGGGAUAAGAAAGAUCGCGAUCGUGACCGAGAACGAGAGCGCCAUCACGAUCGACCACGGGAUAGUGACCGUGAUCGGGAUCGUGACCGUGAGCGUGAUCGCGAUCGCGAGCGUGAUCGGGAGCGUGAGCGUGAUCGGGAUCGUGAGCGAGAUCGUGAGCGCAAUCGAGAUCGGGACAAGGACAGGCGAAGCCAUAAGACCAACCAUACUUCUUCAUCAUCCUCCUCGUCGUCCAGCAGGAAAUCGUCAGCGACUAAUGCCUCUUCUUCCCAAAGUCAACGCAAGGAUGAGCUGCCGGUCUCAGAGGAUGCCACUGGAUUGCCUAAGGCGGUGCCACAUUCAACCACUUCCUCGAACAUUAGCAGCAGUCAUCGCGAGUCUUCCUCAAGCGUGACGAAAGAUAAGGAACAACCGUCAGACCCAUUACCAAUGGUUGCUCCUCCAGUGGUGCUUGAUAAAAGUGCAUCUAAAGAUGCGAUAACUGAAAAUGCACCGCAAACGGACACGGCUGGUGCUGUUACAGUGCUAACGGAUGUGAGUGCGGACGAGCAUAAGCCAGCAAACAAGCAAAGUGAAGCGGGUGGUGGAAGUGAUUGCAUGAACAAUUAUAAUACUGUGAUAAAUGGCAAUGAUUCGGAGGAAAGGCCCUCUACUCUAGACACAGUAGAGUCUGGCCGCGCUGAACAACACAGCAUAACCGCAGACGCUGGCGGCAGUAGGCGACGGCAAUCGGUUGGAGCAGAUAUCGAAGCUGAGCGACGCGUGACCGUGUUGCCGCAUGUAAAAGAUGCUUCUUCGAUGCACCAUACACCACCACACCACCCACCUCUGCCAUCGGCGAGCUUGGCACAGCCUCCGCUUCCUGUCUCUUCACCACCAUUGGCACCGCCUCCACCACCACCCCAAGAACAAGCAGAAUCCACUAAGCAAAGUGACACAUCAACACCAAAAAUCAAACAACACGUAUCAAACGCAAAUAACACUCACAGCAAUAGCAGUAGCACCAGCAGCAGCGGCAAUAACGCCACCAACAGUAGCAGCGAAAGUAGCAAUAACUCCAACACCGCCGCCGCCACCACUAGUAAAGCCGGUACCGCUUGUGCUGUGGAUGAAGAUCUAAAAAGCCAAAAGCAAUCAAGUGAUUUACUGAGCACGAUAAUGGCUAGCAUGUCCAGCACGCCAAGUAAAGGUAACUUGUAAACCUACCGGGUGCUAAUGUCACUCACUUUCUUUUCACGCACGUUUGCGGCCUUGCUGCAAACGAUCGAUGGUUUUAGUGGUUUUUGUCAGGAAACAGAUACCUCUCGAGAUCGAGUUCAAUUUGAAUAGCAGUCGGGUUAACGGUGGACCGUGUGCAGGAUGUGAUUGAGUGGACUAUCGCCGCACAGACAUGAUAUAUAUAUAGAUAUAAGAGAAGAGGAGCAAGCGGCUUGCACGCGGGUUUUGCAAGGUUUUGUUUGUGAUCUCCCUCAAUCACACAGUAUAAUACACAGUGUACAGUAUCGUAACUAUCUUUGGCAAUAUUUUAUAAGCGGCAUCAUAAUGCCAUUUUUAUAUAGCUGCUACUAUUAUUAUUAUUACUACUACUACUAUUAUAACUACUGCUACUAGUAGACAUUAUUUAUCAGUUGUACCAAGUAAUAUUUUUGUAAAAUUCAUAAGCAAAACAUCGGAGGACCAGCCGACCAGUGGUGGAGCACGGUUGAUGGCGCGAAGGGGUUGGUUACAUGCGCUCGUAAAUGCUUAAUUAUGUUUCAAACGAUCGAUCGUUAUAGAGAUAGUUCUAUAUCGCACCCAUGAUUUAAUAUCAUCAUUUUAGAAGACGAACGCAGGUUCACUAUCGUGUCCGUUAUAUCUAUGCGAUCAGUUAUGGUAGUUAAUUUUAAGAAAAAUAUUAAAUAAAGGCAUAU